UUCCGACACUAGAACCUUUGUAUAUAGUUUUCGGUAACCUUCGGCAGGGGGCGCUCGGAAGUUGUCGUCACUUUCCGGACAGCCUCCGGGACUUUACCCUCCAGAAAUUCGUGCAGUGUUUCCGGCUCUUCUCAGUUGUAGACGCUCGUAAGUUUUCGGCGGUUUUCGGGGAGACUCGGGGACUCCGCGUCUCGCUCGCUCUGUUCCGAUCGCCGGGUGCGGCGGGACAGGGUCUGGGGCUAGCCAUGGCGUCCCCUUCUCGAAGGCUGCAGACGAAACCCGUCAUUACUUGUUUCAAGAGUGUCCUCUUGAUCUACACGUUCAUCUUCUGGAUCACUGGUGUUAUCCUUCUUGUUGUUGGCAUUUGGGGGAAGGUGAGCCUGGAGAAUUAUUUUUCCCUUUUGAAUGAGAAGGCCACCAACGUCCCCUUCGUGCUCAUUGGCACUGGCACUGUCAUUAUUCUUUUGGGCACAUUUGGCUGUUUUGCUACCUGCCGAGCUUCUGCAUGGAUGCUAAAACUGUAUGCAAUGUUUCUGACUCUCGUUUUCUUGGUCGAACUGGUCGCUGCCAUCGUAGGGUUUGUUUUCAGACAUGAGAUUAAGAACAGCUUCAAGAGUAAUUAUGAAAAUGCUUUAAAACAAUAUAACACUACAGGAGAUUAUAGAAGCGAUGCAGUAGACAAGAUCCAAAAUACGUUACAUUGUUGUGGUGUCACCAACUUUAAUGAUUGGAAGGUUACCGCCUAUUACUCAGAAAAAGGAUUUCCUAAAAGCUGCUGUAAACUUGAAGAUUGUUCUCCACAGAAAGAUGAAGAUAAAGUAAACAGUGAAGGUUGUUUUAUAAAGGUGAUGACCAUUAUAGAGUCAGAAAUGGGAGUUGUUGCAGGAAUUUCUUUUGGAGUCGCUUGCUUCCAGCUGAUUGGAAUCUUUCUCGCCUACUGCCUCUCUCGAGCCAUAACAAAUAACCAGUAUGAAAUAGUAUAACCAGCGUAUCACAGGCUUACUCCUCUCCAACUUUAAGGACAUUUAUAUCCUCCCCUCCCCCUGUGAACUACAAUACUGCCUGGAUGGAGGACUGACUAACUACUUACGGAUAGACUGAAAAAUUACGAUAGUCUGAUUCAAUCAAGACAUUUAUUCAGUGUUACAAGUCCACUUUCUGUCCCAUUCAUGUUAGAUCAUUGAAACACCCCAUAUCACUCUGAAACACUGGAAGAGCUAGUAAAUUGUAAAUGAAGCAAUACGGUGUUCCUCUUGACUUAUUUUUCUCAAUGUGGGGUGUUUGAAAUGCACUGUGAGUUUGCUGUUUUCAUGUAGUGUAUAAGAGAGAAAAUUGACCCCUUUGAAUUUACUGUUAAUGUGUCAGGAAAUGGACCCCUCUGAACUGCCCCCUUCUCAGCCAAGGUUAUCUGAUUGAUUGUAUAAUUUGUGUCAAAAAGUUGACAAGGUUUUGUUAGUCUCUGUUCUGUUGAUAGGCAGAGUCACGUUGUAGAAUGUUAGUGCAGCCUGUAGUUGGAUGGCACCCAUCAGCAUUGCCAGAAUGGUGGUAAGGGUCUUUGACCUAAGCCCCCCAAGACUAAAAUGGCAUACCAGCGUUCUGUGACAUCAGGUUGUAGAACAAGUAACUGCAUUUCUUUGCUUCCAAAUUGAGGUAUUUGUUCUGUUUAUAUUUCCCCCAUUGUUUGAAAGGUUCUAUUACUUUAACGGUGUCGGAAUUGUUAUUUUCCUUAGGGAUUUAAAGCAUCUCGUAUUCAUUCGUUUUAGCUAGUAUUUCCUUGCCAGGUUGAUAGGACUUCAUUGUCAAUAUUAUGGUCAACUUUAAUAAUAGUCUUAGUUUCGAUGUGUGCCUUUGAUUAAUAAAUAUAAAUCUUUUAAACAAUAAAUACUGUUUUCUUCUAAAAUCGUCUUUACAUUAACUUAGAAAAUCUGCUGGGGUGCUUGUUCCCCACUGGGAAAGUGAAGCCCCACAUUUCGACUUGGAAUACAGUUUGGGGUAUGAAAUGUAAAACUGGGGUCUGAUUCCAUGUCAUUAAGAGAUAUUAACAUCCCUGUUUACAAAAACAACUCCCUGUGAAAGGACUGCUUGUGAUAAAAUGGCCUAUGCUUAGCAUUCUGUAGAUCAAAUGUUGUGGAGCUGAUGGGGAGAGUUGAAACCUGCACCUUUGUGGAGUAAUGAAAUUAAUAAACUUCGAGUUG
Messenger RNA from Talpa occidentalis (Iberian mole), 2195 nucleotides. RefSeq names its product tetraspanin 6 (gene TSPAN6). The record is from RefSeq and is a predicted model, not a curated record. Gene Ontology annotation, cellular component: membrane. The coding region runs from base 246 to 983 and encodes 245 amino acids. The transcript has 8 exons. Lineage: Eukaryota; Metazoa; Chordata; Mammalia; Eulipotyphla; Talpidae.